Nylanderia fulva is the source of this 684-nucleotide messenger RNA. RefSeq names its product venom allergen 2-like. Gene Ontology annotation, molecular function: odorant binding. The record is from RefSeq and is a predicted model, not a curated record. NCBI's taxonomy places the organism in Eukaryota, Metazoa, Arthropoda, Insecta, Hymenoptera, Formicidae.
UUGAAGUGUCGAUGUAAAACAGUUGUCGAAUCUAAGUGGAAGGAAACACAGAAACACAAAAAGUGCAAUUUAUAUUCCACAACAGCAGAAUGAAGACUCUCGUGAUAAUUGCCUGUCUGCUGACAAUUUCCUACGCCGCUGAUCCUGAAAAAUUGAAGGCAUUCUAUAAUAAUUAUCAAACUUGCCUCGAUACACUCAGUGCGCCGGAAUGGACCGCACCAGUGAUGAAAUGUAUGCUCCAAAACAUGGAACUGAUUGAUGACGAAGGUAUAAUUAAAAAAGAUGAACUUUUAACCGGAUUUGAAAAAAUCAUCUCUGAUGAAGGUAACUUAAAUCAAGCAAAAACGCUGGUUUCAUCGUGCUAUGAGCAAGGAUAUGAAGGCGAUGGAAGCAAUGAUGAAAAGACAAUGAUGAUUAUACAGUGUGCAAUAAAUGUAAAAGAUCUAUUCGAUAAACCCUAAUAAAAAGAAGAAGUACAUAUCAUCUUUUAUGUAACAUUUAUAUAUAAAGUACUAGCAAUGCAGCAAUCCUGUGUGCAUGAUUAAAUAUUAUAUAGUACUUCUGAUAUAAUAAAACCUUUUUAGGGAGGCUUUAUAUAAAAUUUUAUCUCAUGACUUGUAAUUGAUUCCCUUUUAUGUCUAUAUUUCAAUAAAGUAUCAUCCUCUCUGAGAAUGUUAUAAAAAA